Rhincodon typus (whale shark) is the source of this 7813-nucleotide messenger RNA. RefSeq names its product eukaryotic translation initiation factor 2 alpha kinase 4 (gene eif2ak4). The transcript is spliced from 37 exons. Gene Ontology annotation, molecular function: protein binding; eukaryotic translation initiation factor 2alpha kinase activity; ATP binding. The record is from RefSeq and is a predicted model, not a curated record. Gene Ontology annotation, biological process: DNA damage checkpoint signaling; regulation of translational initiation by eIF2 alpha phosphorylation. Gene Ontology annotation, cellular component: cytosol. Lineage: Eukaryota; Metazoa; Chordata; Chondrichthyes; Orectolobiformes; Rhincodontidae. Bases 1 to 4311 code for a protein of 1436 amino acids.
AUGAGCGGGCCCCAGCAGGAAUCUCACUCGGAGCAACAGGAGGCCGAGGUGCAGGCCCUGAACGCCAUCUAUGGCCAGGACUUCAGUGAUCUCCGGGAGCAAGACCCAUGGAAGGUGAAACGUCCUCCAGAAAUCUGCAUUGUGCUGCACCCUCAGGGAUUGAUCAAUGUUACAGACAGUCAUGUUGCUGUGGAUUUACAUGUUAAUUGCCCAGCCCAAUACCCAGAUGUACCUCCAGAAAUUGAGCUGAAGAGAGCAAAAGGCCUAUCUAAUGAAAAACGCAACCGGUUGCAUGCAGAGCUGGUGAAGCUAGCUAAAGAUCAUUGUGGAGAGGUGAUGAUAUUCGUCUUGGCUGAUCAUGUGCAGGCAUUUCUCAGUGAAAACAACAUUCCUCCCUCUAAAUCCUUCUAUGAGGAAAUGCUGAAGAACCAACAGGAGCAAGAGCGACGACUUGCACAGGAGGAACAACGCAGGAUAGAACAGAAAAAGAAGCAAGAUGAAAAAAUGCAACGUGAAAUCCUUGAAGAAAUUCAAAGAUUAGAAGAGGAAAAGAGGGAUGCAAAGAAACUAACUCAGUUGGCCAAACAGGAGCGGCGGGAAAAUGCACAAGUGACCAUUCCAGGAAAUCCUUCCAAAAUUCCUGCUUCGAACAGGCAGUCUCCUGCCAACUUGAAUGAAAAUGCAGUGGACCAAGUCGACUACAAAAAGGGAGGGAACAACCGACGUCGAACCAAUUCCAACGGCCGAUCAAAGCGAGAACGGCAACUUUCUGUAUGUAGCAAUGACGACGGUGCCCAGCCAUGCAAGCUUAUACAUUUCAACAUGGGAUCAACUGGAGGGUGCACAGUACACAGGGGAAAGCUUAUCGGUGAGAACGAGCUGUUGAACCGGUCAGUCUACUAUGCCUUGGAAGAAUUGACAGGAAAUUUUGUGGUAAUCUAUGAAUGGGUUCUUCAGUGGCAGAAAAAAAUGGGCAAGUUCCUCACUAGUGAGGAGAAGGACAAAGUCGAAAAAUGCAGAAAGCAGAUCCAAGGUGCAGAAAGUGAGUUUAACUCUUUGUUGAAACUGAGCCACUCAAACCUGGUGCGUUACAUAACAAUGUGCUGCAAAGAGCAGGAGAACUCUAUUGUGGUCAACCUUCUCGUCGAGUAUGUUAAUGGCUUCAGCCUCUCGGAUGCUCUGAACAAAGGGACCCCCAUUGCAGCUGAACGACUCCAGCACUAUGCGGCACAGCUCCUGACAGCCCUGGACUACCUCCAUAAUAACUCUGUGGUGCAUAAGGUCCUUAGUGCCUCAAGUGUUCUUGUAGAUGGGGAAGGCAAUGUGAAGUUGACAGAUUACAGCAUCUCCAAGCGGCUGGCUGACAUUUGUAAAGAGGAUGUGUUUGAACAGACUAAAGUACGAUUCAGUGAGAAUGCUCUGCCUUACAAGAGUGGUAAAAAAGGGGAUGUGUGGAGGCUGGGCCUCCUCCUGCUGGCUCUCAGCCAGGGCAGUGUUGUAAAGGAAUACCCGAUAAUUGUGCCGAGCAACCUGCCCAACGACUUUCAGGAUUUCCUCAACAAACCAGUUGACAUUGAUUCAGACAGUGACAUUGUCUUUGAGGAUGGCGAUGGAAGCAACAACAACAAUCCUGUGGACAUUCGAUGCACUCUUGACUUCUCAUCCUUUUCUGAGCUGGACAGGGAAGCUACAAAUGCAAAGAAUCCGGAGGAUGGCAAAAUGGAGAAGGCAGAGGUCGUCAUGGUACCUCAGACAGUACACUAUCUGUAUAUUCAGAUGGAAUAUUGUGAGAAAAGCACUUUACGAGACACAAUUGACCGGGGACUGUAUAGAGAUAUCAAACGCCUCUGGAGGCUGUUCAGGGAAAUUCUUGAUGGCCUAGCCUAUAUCCAUGAACAGGGCAUGAUUCAUCGGGAUCUGAAACCUGUUAAUAUAUUUUUGGAUUCCAAUGAUCACGUGAAAAUCGGAGAUUUCGGCUUAGCCACAGAUCACCUUGCUAAUACGGCAGGUGACAGACAGGAAACAGAAGCCAGUGGACCCAUUCAUUUUAUCAAAUCUGACCCAGCAGGGAAUCUGACUGGAAUGGUUGGCACUGCUUUGUACGUGAGCCCUGAAGUACAGGGUAACACAAAAGCCUCCUAUAAUCAGAAAGUGGAUCUGUUCAGUUUGGGAAUUAUUUUCUUUGAGAUGUCGUAUCGUCCCAUGGACACAACGUCUGAAAGGAUAUCUGUUCUCAGCAAACUACGAAUGCCAACAAUUGAGUUUCCUGAAGAUUUUGAUGAAGAAAGAUGUUCAAAACAGAGAUUGAUAGUCGGCUGGCUGUUAAAUCAUGACCCAGCAAAACGUCCCACCGCAGUAGAGUUGCUGAAAAGCAAGCAUCUCCCCCCACCCCAGAUGGAGGAAUCGGAACUCCAUGAAAUGCUGCACCACGCACUGGCGAAUACCAGUAGCAAAGUUUACCGGACACUGGUCACCCAAAUCUUCUCCCAGCACAUCACCCCUGCCAUGGAUUUCACCUAUGAUAUUGAUGUUCACAAGGGCAGUUUUUCAACGCACCAUGCCAUGCUCCGGCACUUUGUACAUGAGACAGUAUGUCGUGUAUUCAAAAGGCAUGGAGCUACCUGGUUGCACACACCGCUAUUUAUGCCAAAGAACAAAAAGUUGUAUGAGGGUAGUGAGGGAGCCUAUUUCAUGGAUCAUAGUGGCAUGCUGGUCAUGCUUCCGCACGACCUCCGGGUGCCGUUUGCAAGGUUUGUGGCAAGAAACAACAUCACUAGUUUAAAAAGGUACUGUAUUGAACGGGUAUUCAGACCCCGAAAGCUGGACCGCAGUCAUCCUCGAGAGCUCUUGGAAUGUGCAUUUGACAUUGUCACACCAAUCACAAACAACCUACUGCCAGACGCAGAGGUGAUCUACACAGUUUUCGAAAUUAUUCAGGAAUUUCCUGUACUACAGGAGCUCAACUAUAGCAUCUAUCUGAACCACACCAGCCUGUUGAAGGCAGUCCUAUUGUACUGUGGGAUGCCAGAAGACAAAUUCCAGCCAGUAUGUAACAUCCUAUGUGAUUCUAUGAUGGGGAAACUGACCAAGCAAGAGGUAGAAGCCAAGUUCUGCAAUCUGUCACUGUCACAGAAUAAUCUGUUGCACCUAUAUAAAUAUACUGAGAAAAAGCUGGAUCUGAAAGACUUGAGAGAUGUACUGAAACCUCUCAUGAAGGGGAAGAUAGCUGUUUGCCAGCUGGUAAAACAGGCCUUAAAGGAGCUUGAGGAAGUUAUAGAACUCCUGAAGAAACUUGAUGUCAAACUAAAGGUCGUGGUUAACCUGGGCCUUGUCUACAAGGUGCAGCAGCACAGUGGAGUAAUUUUUCAGUUUGUAGCACUCGUGAAGCGGCGACAUCAUAUUGUGCCAGAUAUUUUGGCAGCUGGAGGGAGGUACGACAGUCUGAUCCUUGAGUUCCAGAAACCACAGGUUGUGGGACCACUGCCCUCUGCUGUAGGAGUCAGCCUUGCCUUGGAUAAAAUUUACACCCUUUGUAACGCAUCUGAGCAGCCUGCUAUCUGUGAGAUCCUGGUGGUUGCCGUCGGGAGUGUGUCACUGGACAGAGCCAUUGGCCUCAUUCUGCAAUUGUGGAAAUCUGGCAUAAAAGCUGAGUUGCUGCACAAUGUCACCCAGGAAGAAGCUCAGGAGCAUUGUAAACAGGUUGGAAUCAGUUACUCCGUCCUUAUCUCUGAUAAGGAGAGUAAACAUGUGAAGGUACGAUCAUUUGAAAAGGACAAGCAAACUGAAAAACGAAUUCUGGAAGUGGAGGUAGUGGAGCACUUAAAGAAAAUCAAAUCUAAGAUCUCGGAGGAAAAGAGCAAUAGGGAAACUCCAGAGAGCCCCUCCUCUCAGAACCUGAAAGGGUCACUCAGCAGUUCUACAGGACCUUUUGAAUCACAUGGAAGCUCCUUAGUGCCAAAUUUUAAUUUAAUUUCACCUGAGAAACUGUCAGCAAGCAUGAAACGGCGAUACGAGGAAAAGGUUCUCUCAAGACUUCAAACCUUUGUUAAUAACCUGCAGCAGAAAAGCAAUGACAUUGAGGUUUUAGCGGUUGACGUAUCGAAGGAAACUCUGAUCAGCUUCUUAUCGCUUGAGUACGGUGGAGAUGAGCAAACAUUCAAUGUCAGCGUGCAACACCUGCUUUCCCGGUCAACUAAACAGCGCUACCUGAAAUCCAUCUGUGACCAAAUCCACCAUUUCAAGUUGAUCAAGAGAGUGUCCUGCCUAGUCCUGUACAGUUACAGAGACGACUACUACAGGAUUCUAUUCUAAUAAAGCUCCAUGUUUGACGUUUGUCCAGAAGGGUUGUUCUGACCAAGGGAAUUGUACCUGUGGAGUUCACGAACUGGAUAUCAGUUGGAGUUAUUUGAAUCAAGAGAAGUUAUGACAGACAACGUGAUAAAUCAUGUACCAUCAAGUCAGCACUCCUUGAGAUUAUGUUCUCAGCCCUGCACUUUCACUCAGUUUCUCCACCCCUGCCAAAGCAAAGUUGGUGACUGUCAAAUGUCCUGUGUAGUUGUUUUACCAGCUAGGGGCACCAGCAGGCUGUUUGCUAAUGUAGUUUUGAGUGGUGCAUCCUUUUAGAUACAAGAGUUGGAGUUUAAAAUAACUGAGGAUCUUUUCAUGCUGUAAGUACUGUGCACUUUCCUGAUUGAGACACGUGUUACCAAAAGGCAAAAGUUUAAUAUCGGUAUGAGAUGUGUUAGUGAGCAGUUCCUUUGUUGUUUUUCCACUGUAUUAUAUUCUAUUUCUUCACAUGCUUCUGUAGAUUAUCUGCUCCACCCACUCUUCCCAAAUCAGGUAGUCUUAAGCUGAAUAUGGUCGCACACCAGCCCCCUGAGAGAUAUUGUACUUCUCUGCUGUCAGCUGAGGGAAGCUUGAGGUUUUGAACAGCCAUUUUCAUUCAGGUCUCAGCCAGUGCUUGCAGUGAAACUUUGAGCCUGCAGUAUUGUCACAUACUCAAACACACUGCUGUUUCCAGCUGCAGCUUUCCACUCAGGUCACCCAGACUGUUUGAAUUACAAAAUUACGUGCUUGAAUUGAAGAAAAAAGUGCCUUUUAAAUUUAUCAAUUUCUAGGCCAGGCCCAACAAUAAGUGAAUUUUGAGACUGUACUGAAUUUCGAGGAUCCAUGCUGUUUAACUACUCUGCCAGUGAAUACACUGAUUGCAAGAGAGGAAUUUUUUACACAUACAGUUCAGUUAAAAUCAUGGCGUAUAAAUUUAAACCAUAAUGUUCCUUAGCCAGUGAAUACAUUAAUGUACAGGAGAGGAUUUUUAACACAUAUGGUUUAGUUAAAAAUCAUGGUGUCUGAAUAGUGUUCCUUAACCAAAACUAAUCUCCAUCCUGGGUCAAUGUCAGUCAUUUGCUGAGCUGUAUUGGCACAUUCAGACCGAUUCAUCUUGUCCGCUGAAUGUAGCCUUCCAUCACUGCCACUAACCAGACCAAGGCUGGGAACAAUGCUAAAGCUAAAUUUGUGACUUGAAUGUUCCCUGUGUACUCAAAAGUUUGAUCAUAGCUAAUGUUCAGUUUCAAAAUUGAUUACCUGUUUUCAUGGCAUUUCAUUAUUGACUAUCUGUAUUUCACUUCACAUGUUCUUCCUGCCUUCGGGCUGAAGAGAGGAGGAGGACGCCUAAUCAAGGGUAAAAGGAAAUGGGCCCUGAGAUUUAACUGGGGCUUUCCCUAGUUUCCUGGUGUAACUUGGCAGUGGCUAAGUGGGAUUAAUAUAGUUUUUACAGUCCAGGAAGAAGUCAUUUGGCCCAUCAGUUUUAGGACAGCGUUCUCAGUACAGCAAUCCAGUCAGUCCCAUCCUACUCUUUUUAUUUUAAAAAGAAUAACCAAAAUGUUUAGAAAACUUAGAUAAAACGUCAGUACUAGGGAUCACGAACCAAGGCCAAUGGACUCCACAUGCUCCCUUUCCAUGGACACUGGAGUAGGGACAUACCUUUGGAAGAAAGACAGUCAGACAUCCUCAGAGUCCAUUCUAUCCCUGCAAAUUUUAAUUCCCUCAAAUGCUAGUCUAGUUACUUUUGAAAUUGCUUCCACUCCUGUAACAGGCAGUAUUUUAUAGGUUAUUACUAUUCACAAAGUUCUUCCUCAUGUCCCCCAGACUUCUUGUCCAAAAUCUAAAAUCUGUGUUCCUUCAUCCUUAUAUCAUCCCCUCGUGGGAACAGUUUUAGAUAAGGUGGACAGUCUGGGACACCUGUAUCAAAUCACCUUAUACUGAGCAGAUUAGAAUACUUUAUCUUAGGAAAUUUUGUUUAUCAAAACCUUUAGUAAUUCUGAUACUGUGAAUUUAGAUUUUAAAAAAAACCUAUAGUGAAAACAAACAAAUCUGUAUAUAUGUGAGAUACCUGUCUCCUGAACUUUCUCUGUAUCCCAUCACUUGUUGGUUUUGUUCAUGAGUGAAGGAAGAGGUAAUGCUGGUUGACUUAAUUUAAUCUGUUAUCAAACCUAGCCCAGACUGUAAAUGGCUCUAUAUAACUUGCACCUGCCCUGAACAAUCUGAUGAGUAAAGGUAAUGUACAAACACCAAUGUUUUACUGAAAAAAAUCCCACUAUACUGUCAUGCUUCAUUAAUAUAAUCUUAAUUUCAAUUAAGUUUUUUGUACAUCCAACUAACAUCCAUUGAAUUUUGAAACUUUGUUCCUUGCUAUGUUCCUCUGAUCUUAUUCCUAAUAUACAAGCCUAUACCCAUCAGGAUUCAAUACAUUAUCUCUAUCAAAUAGGAGACCAUUUUUCUUGAAAUUAUAUUUCUUGAUUUCCCCCAUGUUAAACAUCCUCACAAAAUCUUACAUUUCAAUAAAAUCAUCAAUCUUACCUCAUAAGACAACCCCUUCAACUCAGGAAUGUGCCAAGUGAACCUUCUCUGAACUGCUUCAAAUACAAGUGUCUCCUUAUUUAAGGAGGGAUACCAAAACCAUACACAGUAAGAUGUCGGUAUCUUCCUAAACUCCAUCUGUGAAAUUUCUGUCCACUCACUUAACAUGUUUAUAUCCCUUGUAGACUCUCUUGCAUUCUCCUCACUACUGCUUUCCAGCAAAUUUGUCUUCAGGCCAUUCCAUCUCUUCAGCCAAGUCACCAAUGUAGACUGUAGACCAGUUAUGACCAAAUCAUUGAUUCCCUGUGGCAGCCUGCUGGCUAUAAUUUGCCAAUCUAAAAGUGGACUUUUAUCCCAACUGUGUCUUGAUGAUUAGUGAAGCCCAGAAUUCACCUCAGAUUAGUGAUACAAUUAUAGUAUCCCAACCUCUUGAACCUGCGGUCCUAAGUUGAAGUCCCACCUACUCCAGAAGUGUGUAAUAACAUCUGUGAACAGGUUAAUUAGAAAAUAUUGUGUUUUACAGAGAGGACACUACACGUCUCUCAAUAGAAGGUACUCCCAGAAUUGAUUAAUGAGAUGAAUAACAGCAUCUCACAGUAAAUCAUAAAUGCCAACAAACAAUUUAUUUAAACAUUUCUAAUUCAGAUGUAAGUGGCAAUAACCUGAUGAACUGAGAAUCUAAGCAUACAAUAAUUUUUCUGUUGUAGGUAAUGGAAAACUGUGGCUGAUUGGGUUUUUUCUUGACAAAUGGUAUGUUGGAGCAGAUGCCUGUAGACACAUAAAAUACAUGAAUUGUUUAAAUGUGAAUUACAUUAGGAAAAAAACUGCUUUCUUUUUAGGUCAUGUUUGGUCACAAAUAGAAGGAGUAAAAGGUGACAGUAAUGUAGAUAGAAUUGUACUUUUGUACAUCGCUAUGAAUACUGGAAAUCUGAAAUAAAAACACAAUGCUGAAAAA